Meloidogyne enterolobii is the source of this 626-nucleotide messenger RNA. The record is from the annotation of a GenBank genome assembly. NCBI's taxonomy places the organism in Eukaryota, Metazoa, Nematoda, Chromadorea, Rhabditida, Meloidogynidae.
AAAAUGAUUUUCACCCCCAAUUUAUUAAUUUCUUUAUUUAUUAUCUCCCUAUUUAAUUUAUUUGGAAAUUUUGGAGUCAUUGGGGUAGAGGAAAGAUAUGUUAAGAGUGGUCAUGAUGAGACUUGGUUUGAGGACGAGGUUGCGUUCUUCCGAGAGGAUGGAGAGAAUAACAGCACCCCUCCUGCUGCUAAUUUUGCCGGAAAAUGCAUUAAACGUGCAAAAUGUUUUAGUGAUGCUGAUUGCGGGGUUAAAGGAAAGUGUGUUGGAGGGACAAAAAUAGGCAAGUGUGACUGUUCUAAAUGCCGUACCGGACUUAUAUGCAAACACGAAGACUCAAAAACCUGUGGCGGUUUAAAAGACGCCUGCAGCAAAUUUAAACUUUGCCAAUGCGAACAAGCCUAUAAAAAGCAUGGUUAUGAAAAUGCUCAUAAAGUUAGAACCGAAUUUUGUGGUGUAAAGUCUUGCAAUUGGAAUAAUGAUGAAUGUUUUGGUCUCCCUUGCAAGGCUGGCAAUUGUCGAUGCAGUAAAGUCUAAUAAAUAAAGAAAAAAAGAAAGUUUUGAAAAGAUAAAGUAAAUAUUAAGUGUGAUAAAUAAUGAAUAAAUUAACGUCAUUCUAACAUAAUUUU